Mucor velutinosus is the source of this 966-nucleotide messenger RNA. It is a transcript of the gene CDK5, whose product is annotated as cyclin-dependent kinase 5. The transcript has 2 exons. Lineage: Eukaryota; Fungi; Mucoromycota; Mucoromycetes; Mucorales; Mucoraceae. The record is from RefSeq and is a predicted model, not a curated record. The coding region runs from base 1 to 966 and encodes 321 amino acids. Gene Ontology annotation, biological process: actin cytoskeleton organization. Gene Ontology annotation, molecular function: actin binding.
AUGGACACCAAUGCCAUGUGGACUGAUUGGUCUUACCAAAAUGAGCUCUACCAUCAACAACUGCAGUCAAGUUACUACCAAUUGCAGUACCUUCAGCAGCAGCAAAUGAUGAUGAUGAUGCGAAAUAGCACAAGCAGUAGGAGAUCAUCCACUGUGUCAUCCACCAGCAGCAAUGCCAGUAGAUAUCGCCCCUCGCUAUCUUAUCAACCAUCACCUUCCACUUCGAAUUCAAGCGUAAAGCAUCGUUCCGAGCCUGCCAAGAGAACCACGGUUACACCUAUCAAUACAUCCAGUUCAAAUAGAAUGUCUCCUUCGUCCACAUCAUCUACCCCAACUACUCCUAAUUCAAUUGAGCUGCCAAAGAGAAGACAAUCAUUGGGCAAACGAAUCAAGAAAGUGUUUGGUAUGACAGAGCAUGGCACUGCUGUAGCAGACAAGAGACAAGCCGGUGAAUUGCCGAAAUUAAAACCUGUAGAUACCUCUUUUUCGGCUUCUCCAUCCUCCACGACCAAAAGCAAAGGUCGCUCAUCAUCGUCGUCGUACACGACAUCAUUCCCAUCUCCAUCAUUCAUGGCACACAACACAAGUUUACCUGCUUCACCCAAUUCAAGCAUUUCAUCUAGAUACAACCACCAUCAGCGUCGCUCUCGACCUCCACCCUUCGCAGCAGUAGAACAGCUGCCAUCCCCUGCUGCUUCCACUGUCUCCACCACCACCUGCUCCUCCAAUACUGAUUCCUCCAUCACAACAAAUAGUAGUAAAAAAUCACUCUCAUUUAAUCCUGUCAUCAAAUUGCAUGAAACGUUUUCUGCACAGGAGUAUGAUCGUCGAUGUGAUACAGGCGCUACUUGUCAAAAGUUGACACCUGUUUUAGCUUUGAAAAUCAAGGAGGAACUGAACAAUUUCAAGCUGAAUGAUAUGUUUGUCCAUAUGGACAGUCGACAGAAUACUCAUUUUUUCAUGUAA